AUGGCUACCGUUGAAGCGCCCGUCUCUCUGCGAGAUACCGUGAAUCAGAUUGACCUCGACGUGAAAUUCAACGGCGAAGAAAUCAACGGCGCAAGAAUCAAGUCGAAGCUGGGUAAUCUAUUUCGACGAAACAAUCAAUCCGGCCUCGAUGGAUCCAUUUCAAUAACGGAACAGAUGUCAAGAACCAGUACAAGUACCACUGAGGUGGAUAACGCAUCUAGCUCGACGGCGACGGGUAUCUAUACCAAUGGUGUGAAGGAGGAACUUACGAAUGGCAUACUCGAGGAAAAUGGUGCGGUUAGAGGUGUCAAGCCUACUGGUGCAUUGCGUGGUAUAAUCGAGGGAGUUGGAAGUGGCGCUUGGGAAGAUCGAACAUUUCCAUGCCAGAAACAUGAGCGUCCCUCUCGUUUCCCAGAACCUGAUGGCCCCUUGCCAUUUCCUAAAGAAAUGCGGGAUCUGGUUGCUUGGACAGAUUCCUUCGUGGAGCAUCUAGGAUGGAUAGCGUUGCGUGGAGAACAGGAUAUCACCGGAUACAAAGCAAGACUCCGUAACGCCGACAACGAAAAGAUCACGCUGACCAAAGAGAUCACGGAUUUGCAAAACCAGCUGAAAGCGGUCAACAAGACUGUCGAGAACAUGCGCCAGAAAAACGACACGUUAUCCAGCGAAAUUAAGGUCCUCGAGCUAGAUAAGGCAGCUGUUGACAAGCGAAUUGUCGAGCUCAAGGAACAAAAUAGUCAACUGGAUCAGGAACGGUGGCAAUUGAGCCAUGACAAAGAGACACUGAUAAAUGCUAACGAGAGCCUGACUCGGAUGCUCAACGAGCUGACGACAAAGUAUGAAUUGAAUGAGGACCACCUCCAUGAUUUACAGAAGAAAUUGGACGAUUUGAACGACGAGGACUUGCGUAAGAUAGAGGAGCGCGAAAGUACUAUUUUCAAGCUGCAGCAGGUCAUUACAUCUAAGCAGGAGACAAUUGACAGUCUGACUACUGCCCUCGCAGCUGCCGAAGCGGCCUUGAUCGUGGCUGAAGAUAAGGUCGACUCCUUAACCAAGAGACUCUCGCGAGCAGAGACUGCUCGAGACGAAGCGGUUGCGCAACUGAAUGAAAGUAAAGGCGAAGUUCGAACCCUGAAGGGCACUAAUGCUGGGCUUGAAGAAAAUAUCAGAGUCUUACAGCGGGACAUCGCUCACCAUGAGGAAGAUAUUGGGGUGCUCAAGGGCCAACUUGCAGAAGCGAGUACCCGUGAGAAGGAAGCACGUGCAGCCGUCGUUUCUGUGCAGGAACAUGCCCGAACCCACUGGAGCACUUUGCAGAAUAUUCGAGUGGUGGGUGGUUGGUUCCGUCAGAAUGAUUGGGAUGUGUGUGACACAGUUGUACCUGAUCCAGUUUCUGGAAGACCUUCAACUACUCACGGCAAAUAUAUUCCUCCUCAGGUUGUUCCUGGUGGUGAAACUUUCCGUGGCUUGCCUAUCCAACCUCAACCAAUUGUCCCAACAGGUACUGCCCCAGGUGGGUCUGUAGGACCUAGUCAACCUGAAAAGUUGCCAAAACCUGUAGAGACAUCAAAGCCUCCUACUCCGAUUGUCAUUCCUGAGCCAAAGCCUGUCACUCAAGGAACUAAGGAACCUGUUAGAACUACUGGUCCUGAAGCUUCUCGGCCAGUCGUAUCUGAUACUACGAGAACUUCAGCACCGACUGAAAUCCCUCAACCAAAGCCUGCCUCCAAAACUGCAGAGCCCGUCAGAGCUCCCGGUCUUGAUGUUUCUACUCCAGAAGCACCCAGCAAACCUCCAACAGUCCCGGCGUCCGUCGAAACUCCUAUACCAGGACCCAUCAAAGCUCCGGGCCUUGACGUUUCUCCCUCAGUGACCCCCCAUCAGUCGGUACCUAUCAAGUUAGACCCUGUGGAUCCAGCCCCUGCAGAUCCAGCCGCGACUAUUCAAGCUCCGACUCCUGUACAAUCAGAACCUGUCAAUACGCCGGUCCCAACCUCAGCGGCCAACCCUCAAAGCGGGCCCGAAAAUCCGGGCGAACCUGACUUGCGCGCACCCUCGCCAGCAGCCGCUCCUGCAUCUGCACAGGGUCCAGCACCAGAAACACAUGCACCAGUCGAGCAGCCCGCAAGCCCAAUUCAGGGUUCUAUUCCUAAGGAACCUGAGCUUGAGGAACAAGAAGCUGGGGAGCCAGACUUCAGCGGACCUCAGCAUGAGCCCAGCGUAGAUGAACAAGAUAGCCCUGAUAUUAGCGAGGGCGGUGACGGUGAUGAGCCAGAGGCCCAGGAUUCCACGGAAUGGGUCGUCGUGGACAUGGAGAAUGGCAAGGUGCUGAGCAUGGAGGUCCUCGCCAUGAUUGGGAGGGACGUCAUGAGCGCCAGGGACCGCACCAUCCAGAUUCUGAUGAGGAACCGCAUCGUGGAUGGCAAGGACAUGAAGGACCAGGCCCCCGGGGACGUGGAGAGGGGCAAGGGCAGGGUCAAGGACGUAAGCGUCGCCAUGAUCGUUGAUUAG
This is a messenger RNA of Talaromyces amestolkiae, 2511 nucleotides long. RefSeq lists its product as uncharacterized. NCBI's taxonomy places the organism in Eukaryota, Fungi, Ascomycota, Eurotiomycetes, Eurotiales, Trichocomaceae. Gene Ontology annotation, molecular function: structural constituent of nuclear pore. The coding region runs from base 1 to 2511 and encodes 836 amino acids. Gene Ontology annotation, biological process: mRNA export from nucleus. The transcript is spliced from 4 exons. Gene Ontology annotation, cellular component: nuclear pore. The record is from RefSeq and is a predicted model, not a curated record.